UCCGAGACAUUGUGCGGAGCAUUCUUCGUAACUGGUCAUGGGUAUUUAAAGAGAUUUAGGUUACAAAGAACUGCAUUACAGUUUCUGCCAGCGUUAACACAAUGGGUGAUUUUUGGAUUGCAUCCUCCGCGCACAGCCCCCUGCCGGAAUUUACGGUUGUUGGCGGCCAUGACAGCGACAGCUCGCCGGUGUAUGUCGGUCGUGCCGAACACAAUGGUGAGGUGUUGGCUGCCAAAGUCAUACCCAGCAAGGGAUGUGCCUACGUGGCCUGGGGUGGCCAGGAACAUGUGAAGUAUCACUACGAGGUGCUGCGAGGACCCGGCUAUAGCUGGGUCCAGGCCGAACAUGGACAGGUGCCAGCGAAUGCUGUCUCACCCGGCCUAAGCGGUGAUGGCGAACCGCUGUACGUGGGACGUGGUCACCACUGUGGCAGUUUGAGUGUCGGCAAAGUUCAUCCCUCUCAUGGUUGUCUCUAUAUACCGUAUGGAGGCCAGGAGGUAGCCUUACAUCGCUAUGAAAUUCUGGUGCGCAAUCCCAGAGAUAACUGGAUGGCAGCCGGCCUGGAUUAUGCUCCAGCAAAUAGCGUGGUUGCUGGCCAUGACAGUGAUGGCAGUGUCAUCUAUGUGGCUCGGUCGCAACAUAACGGCCUAUUGUUGCCGGCCAAAUUUAUUCCAGAUCGCCGAGAGGCCUAUGUGGCCAGUGAUGGCAAUGAAAUCCGGAAAUCUAGCAUAGAGGUGCUGGCGGGUCACAACAACUAUGCCUGGGUUCCGGUUUACAAUGGCGCAAUUCCACCGAACGCCAUAGCCUCGGGGCAUACACCGUCCCAGGAACCCAUGUAUAUUGGAAGGGCGCAUCACAGUGGCAGCCUGACACCAGGUUUGGUCCUAAUCGAUAAUGAUAGUGUUCUCAUUCCCUAUGGAGGUCGUGAGGUCUCUGUGCAUCCAUAUGAGAUUUUGACUAGAAUUUAAGUAAGGAUUCAAGAUGUUGUUGUUGUUGUUAUUUUUGUGGAAAUUAAUAAAAAUUGGAAAUCU
Messenger RNA from Musca domestica (house fly), 1031 nucleotides. RefSeq lists its product as uncharacterized. Lineage: Eukaryota; Metazoa; Arthropoda; Insecta; Diptera; Muscidae. The record is from RefSeq and is a predicted model, not a curated record. The transcript is spliced from 2 exons. Bases 102 to 968 code for a protein of 288 amino acids.